AGCACAUGCAUGCAUAUGUACAUAUACAGUACUUUAUUAAAUUAUAUAUAACAUUGAACGUCCUUUCGGUACAUACCGUCUUCCGCUUCACUCUGCCCUUUGGGAAUUUGAUGUAGCUACUAUUUUCUAUCUAUCAGGUACCAUGGGACUAUUAUGUCGACAAGGUCUCUUAGUGAGAAGCUGUCAUAAGCAUAUCAGCCGACGAAUAAUCCCAUUAACCUCUGUUUGCCAAAGACCAUUUUCUAUAUCAGGGAAAUUAAAUCAAACUUCAACUCCAAGUCACCUCGCUGCCUUGAAAGAUAUCCUGAAAGUGUCCGAGGAAGUAACUGAUGCUUUAGCUUCAAAUAAACCCGUCGUCGCACUUGAGUCGACUAUCUACACUCAUGGAGCUCUAGGCAAUGAUCUGGACUUGGAGGGUAUCGUCCGACGUGGUGGUGGUGUACCUGCUGUGGUUGGGAUUCUGGGGGGUGUACCCACCAUUGGUCUCCUGCCAGAGGAAGUGACUUGUAUGAUAGAAAACUCACCAAAGAAAGUGUCUCGACGAGACAUCGCUUACUUGGUUGGCAUGGGCAUGGCGGGAACUAAGAUUCAUGGAGGGACAACUAUCGCUGGCACCAUGGUUCUAGCAAGACUUGCCGGUAUUCGAGUUUUCGGAACGGGUGGCCUUGGUGGCGUACACCGUGGCGGGCAUGAAUCAUUCGAUAUCUCUGCUGACCUCACCGAACUUGGAAGAACGAGGAUGGGGGUUAUAUGUUCCGGCUGCAAAGGAUUUCUCGAUAUUCCUAGGACCCUCGAGUACCUAGAAACCCAGGGCGUUCAUGUAUCAACUUUUUCUGACGGCCGUACUGGUGAUAUUGACUUCCCGGCGUUCUGGGCGAGAGAUAGUGGUGUUAGGAGCCCUUCUGUCGUUCACGACGAAGAACAGGCAGCUGCCAUGAUCUGGGCUCAGGAAAGAUUAGGUAUUGAGUCAGGACUGAUGUUUGCCAACCCAAUACCCGAGAAGUUUUCUAUCCCUCGAGAAGAAAUGAAGGUCAUCAUCGAACAGGCUAUCAGUGAAUCGGCACAGCAAGGCGCACAGGGAAAUGAAAAUACGCCGUUUAUCUUGGGGAGGAUUAGGGAGCUCACUGAUGGUAGGAGUGUGCCGGCGAAUAAGGCUUUGGUCCAGGCAAAUGUAGAACGAGCCACCAAGAUAGCAGUUGCGCUUUCGCGGCUUGUCGCGCGCGGAUCGACAGAGUCUAGUAAACCGGUGAUUCGGCAGAGCAGUCUUUCUUCACGCCUUGAAAGUAGCAAUGCCCGGAUAGAUGAAAAGCCAAUUAAGGCCGAGGUCACAUCUCGAGCCGACAUUCUAGUGGCCGGCUCUAUAGCUCUUGACCUAAGUUGUAAUUACGCAGGCGAAGAUUCUACUGGGCGCCCAGGUCCUCACCUUCACACAUCAAAUUUAGCUCAAAUUGGCCAAUCUAUCGGAGGUGUUGGCCGCAACGUAGCCCUGGCGGCUCAGAGAGUCAUGCAAAAUUCGCAAGUACGACUUUGUAGCAUGAUUGGUGAUGAUAUAGCGGGCUCAACAGUACUGUCAUCCAUGCAAGCAAGUGGCAUGGACACAUCAUGCAUCAGACAACUGAGUCGGAAACACUACCCAACUAGUCGAACUGCCCAGUAUGUUGCAGUUAACGAUUCUAACAAGAACCUUGUACUUGGCAUGGCGGACAUGGAUAUAUUCACUAGUCAUCCGUUCUCGGAACAUUGGAUACCUACGAUUGAAGCAUCGAAACCAAAGUGGCUUGUGGUUGAUGGGAAUUGGGCAGACCGCGAUAUUCGGGCUUGGAUACAGGCUGGCAAACAAAACGGAGCCCGUGUGGCAUUUGAACCAGUUUCCAAUGAGAAGUCUACUCGUUUGUUUUGCAAUGAAAGGAGUCUCGAAACUCUGGGAGUAUAUCCGCAACCUAGCGUUGAUUUAACGACACCGAACCAGUAUGAACUAUCGGCCAUGCAUACGGCUGCGCAAAGAUAUGAAUAUCUAGAUGAUCCCCGAUGGUGGGAGAUCAUUGAUGCCUUUGGAAUGAGAGGAGCCAGGGACCGUUUUGUCAAGCUUACGUCUACCAGCAUGACCGAUUCUGGGAUUCCGCAGCGAGCCAUCCAGCUUCUCCCGUAUAUACCAACUAUCAUCACAAAGAUGGGGGGCAAUGGUGCUUUACUGACGACCAUUUUGAGAAAGGACGACCCUCGCCUUUUCGACCCAGCAUAUGAGAAGUUCAUCUUAACUAGAAGCUGCAACGACCACCCAGAAGUUGGAGGCGUCUAUAUGCGACUGUUCCCAGCGGUGGAACAAGUAGAGAAUGCCGUGUCGGUGAAUGGAGUUGGAGAUACCUUCCUGGGCGUUAUGGUUGCGGGCUUAGCGCAAGGUGGUAGGGUCGAAAAACUCGUCGAUGUUGCUCAGAAAGGGGCAGUCUUAACCCUUCGUAGUCCCCAGUCUGUAAGUGAGGAUUUGAGCACACUCAGGAGCGAACUACUUUCUGCUGCUUCCUCUUAAAUAAGGAAAUCUGGCCUACGGUUCUAUUUUCUUUUCCCCAUACUAGCUUACCUAGGUAUAGAUGUCGUUAUAUAGGAGGAUUAUGGUGGCAAACAUCAUCAAAGAAUAGGGGGGCACUUGUACCUACAUAUGUAUACGGUAAAAGAAUAGAACUGGAUAUAGAAAUACAAAAGGGGGAUCAAUAUGAGUAUAAGCAAA
Messenger RNA from Hypoxylon fragiforme, 2725 nucleotides. Its product is annotated as Indigoidine synthase A like protein-domain-containing protein. The coding region runs from base 143 to 2527 and encodes 794 amino acids. The record is from RefSeq and is a predicted model, not a curated record. Gene Ontology annotation, molecular function: pseudouridylate synthase activity. NCBI's taxonomy places the organism in Eukaryota, Fungi, Ascomycota, Sordariomycetes, Xylariales, Hypoxylaceae. The transcript has 5 exons.